GUCGUCCCUCUUCAGAUCUACAAUCAGCUGCUGGAACACAACCCUCAAAACGUCCAGAGCAAGGAGAACCAUGGAUUACUACAGAAAAUAUGCAGCUGCCAUUCUGGUAAUAUUGUCCAUGUUCCUGAAUAUCCUUCAUUCUCUUCCUGAUGGAGACUUUAUUAUUCAGGGUUGCCCGGAAUGUAAACUAAAGGAAAAUAAGUACUUCUCCAAGCUGGGUGCCCCCAUCUACCAGUGCAUGGGCUGCUGCUUCUCCAGGGCAUACCCCACUCCAGCAAGGUCCAAGAAGACAAUGCUGGUUCCAAAGAAUAUCACCUCGGAGGCCACAUGCUGUGUGGCCAAAGCGUUUACUAAGGCCACAGUGAUGGGAAACGCCCGAGUGGAAAACCACACGGAGUGCCACUGCAGCACUUGUUAUUAUCACAAGUCUUAGACGCAGCUGCAGCGGUGGCGGCGAAGGGCCGGCUGGCCACGGCUGGUGUGUGGGGCGGCACUGGGUGACGCCGCCUCCUUCCUUACCAGGCUCUUGGCGCGUUGCGGUCCUACACUGCAGCUUUACUCCAUCCCCUCCCACUCCAAUGUCAUCGCAGUCUCCUUUCGGUAGGGAAAAAGAUAGUAUUUAGCACGAUCAUGAAAGUUAGUAAUAAAGCCUUUUAAAUCACCAAUCACAGAGUUUUGUCACCAUCUUUAAAACUAAAGCUGUUUACUUUUGACAAGAUUUAUCACAAGGAAUGACCCAAGGUGUUGGAUUGGGACCACAUGCGCUUAGUGACCUGGCAUCGGAUAGAUAGCCUUGCUUCCAUCUAGCCUUCUGGAAGCAAGCUGCCCAUUCUGUCAGCCAGUGGGCUGUGUCUCAGGUAAUUCACCGGGGUGGGAGGAAAAGGUAUGAAAAUUCUAUUUUUACUCAUGUUUAUGUCCCCUUUACAUCUCUAUUU
Messenger RNA from Onychomys torridus (southern grasshopper mouse), 935 nucleotides. RefSeq names its product glycoprotein hormones, alpha polypeptide (gene Cga). Gene Ontology annotation, molecular function: follicle-stimulating hormone activity. Gene Ontology annotation, cellular component: follicle-stimulating hormone complex; extracellular region. NCBI's taxonomy places the organism in Eukaryota, Metazoa, Chordata, Mammalia, Rodentia, Cricetidae. The transcript has 4 exons. The record is from RefSeq and is a predicted model, not a curated record. Gene Ontology annotation, biological process: thyroid hormone generation; positive regulation of steroid biosynthetic process. Bases 71 to 433 code for a protein of 120 amino acids.